Molecule: messenger RNA, 3540 nt
Organism: Saccostrea echinata
Lineage: Eukaryota; Metazoa; Mollusca; Bivalvia; Ostreida; Ostreidae
Product: cysteine sulfinic acid decarboxylase-like
Exons: 12
Coding region: 101-1591 (496 amino acids)
Biological process (GO): carboxylic acid metabolic process
Cellular component (GO): cytoplasm
Molecular function (GO): carboxy-lyase activity; pyridoxal phosphate binding
Source: RefSeq, a predicted model, not a curated record
AUUAUAAAGUUUUUUCGAGACCGAAAAGAAAUCCCCAAGAUUGUCUAAAGCCGAAAGCGGCGAGAGCAUCAACUGUUUUGCGUUGCAUGAAAAGUACAUCAUGUCACACAGUGCAAACGGUGUAUCAAAUGGUCAUUUUAAUGGCCACUCACAGCCUGAGAGUCAGCACCAGUUUCUGGAUGAGUUGUACAAGAUGAUGGUCAAAGAUGGCUAUGAUGCAAUGAAGAACCGAGACUCUAAAGUUGUGGAAUUCAAACAUCCCAAGGAAUUGGAAGCCAUGUUGGACAUGACCCUGGACAAGCAGACAUCAGACGAUAGACUUCUGCAAAUAUGUCAGGAUGUUAUCAGAUACAGUGUCAAAACAGGCCACCCCCAUUUCUUUAACCAGCUGUUUGGAGGACUAGAUGAAUACAGCUUAGGAGGGGCUUGGUUAACGGAGACCCUCAAUACUAGUGUAUACACUUUUGAGGUGUCACCAGUGUUCACCGUCAUGGAGAAAGCUCUGCUGCAAAAAAUGCUGAAUCUCAUUGGCUUCAAUGAUGGAGAUGCCAUUUUCUGUCCAGGAGGUUCUAUUGCCAAUAUGUAUGCUUUAAACGUGGCCCGCUAUAAAAGAUUCCCAGAUGUCAAGAGGACAGGGGUGUAUGGGUUACCAAGACUCUGUGUGCUGACCUCUGAAAAGGGUCAUUACUCCAUGAAAAAGGGGAUGGCAUUUUUAGGUCUUGGCUUGGAAAAUCUUAUAAGUGUCAAAUCAGAUGACAAAGGAAAGAUGGAUGUUAAGGAUUUAGAGGAAAAGAUUCUUCAAGCUCAGUCUGAGGGUAAGGUCCCUUAUCUUGUGAAUGCGACUGCAGGUACUACUGUUUUUGGAGCAUAUGAUCCUCUGGAUAAGAUAGCAGACAUCUGUGAGAAGUAUGGACUGUGGAUGCAUGUUGAUGGAGCCUGGGGUGGUAGUGCACUGAUCUCCAAAAAUCAGCGAGGUCUGAUGAAAGGCAUUGAAAGAGCAGACUCAAUGACUUGGAACCCACAUAAAAUGAUGGGAGCCCCUCUCCAGUCUUCUGCUUUUCUCACAAGACACAAGAACCUCCUUCCUGCUUGCCAUUCAGCCAAUGCCGCCUAUCUGUUCCAACAAGACAAAUUCUAUGAUGUCUCCUACGAUACAGGGGACAAGUCCAUACAGUGUGGGCGUAAAAAUGACUCCCUCAAGUUAUGGUUGAUGUGGAAAGCAAAAGGAGAUGAAGGAUUCGAGAAAGAUAUUGAUAAUUUAUUUGAUUGUUCAAGAUAUUUAGCCAGUCUUGUCAGAGACAGGGAAGGAUUUGAAUUAGUUGUUGAGCCUGAAUGCACCAAUGUGUGCUUCUGGUACAUUCCAGUCAGUAUGAGAAACCAGAAGAGAGAUGCUGAUUGGUGGCAAAGACUUGGAAAGGUUGCCCCUCAGAUUAAGGAGGGAAUGACCAGGGAUGGGACAAUGUUAAUAGGAUAUCAGCCAGAUGGUGACCGUGUCAAUUUCUUCAGAAUGAUUGUGUCCAAUCUGGAUAUUAACAAAUCCGACAUGGAGUUUGUUGUUGAUGAAAUUGACAGACUUGGAAAAGAUUUAUAGCCAUGAGUAGUAUAAUGAAGAGGUUGUCACUUUGUACACUGGACAAGAGUCAGAUUUUUGUCAGAAUAAUAAAUGGCAUAAAUAGAUGAACAUUUACUGGUACUUAUAAAGGAUCAAUUUUGUGGUUCUCCAUCUAAUUAGCUGAACUUUUUUUUGUUCACUGAUUGCAAAAAUUCAAGAGAGAGAAAAAAAAAAUUAAAAUUCUUCAACAUCUGUACUGUACUUUCCUACCUGAAGAUUAUGUGAAAUUGCAAACAAAAAAAAUCACCCAUAUCAAUGAUAUUUUAUUCAUAUAUAUGUAUACAGAAUUUAUAUAUGUAUAUUGGUUUAGACUGAAAUUUCGUUUGUGCCCAUGACCUAUGUCUUAUAUUUGUACAUGUUGUGUUCCUGUAAAAUCCUUUUUUCUGCAUGGAUGUCAUUUUUGCACUUUUCCCAGGAAAAUUAAAUUCACAAAUGAAUCAUUCGUACUUCUUGCCAUAUAUUCUUAAUUUACUCAAUAUUGAAAAGGUAAAAAAGGAUCCAUCUUCCAUGGAAUGAACCAUUUUUUGAAGGGAAGGUGCAAAAAUUUGAGUCCACAGAAAAAAAUGAUUACAGUAUUCAAAUAUAAAAAUUUGAUGCAAAAGUGCUUUCUAUUUAUCGAAAUUUGAAAUGCUUACCGGUAUAUAUAUAUCAUUUAUAUAUUUUAUUCUGCUUGAUAAAUGCUUUGAUUUUUUAAAAUUAAAUUAUUAUACAUAAGCUGUUUAUAUUUAUGUGAAUACCUCUGGAGCAUCAGUACUUAUAGCAAACACUUGUUUAAUGAAUUGAUGCUCACAGUGAAGUGAUUUUCAUUCCACGGGCUUUAAAAUAUAUUGUGAACUUAGCAGAUUUAACAAAUUACAUUUAUAACAAAGAAAAAUCAUCCAUCCCUGGCACUUUGUUAUAAGCAUGUUUUCCUGUAUAUUGAUAUUCUGGCAAAGUUUAAAGAUUGAAUCAAGUAUGUCUUCAUUUGGUAUAAAUAAUUUAUAAACCAUACUAAACAAAAUUCUGUAUAGUACUGAUCAAAUCAAUGUGAGAAAAAAAAAUGUGUUGAACAAUGUCUUCUCAAAACACCAAAGAAAAGAAAGAGUAUAUAAGCUUUUGUAUUCAUAAAUCAUAUUACUGCUGUUUGGAAAGAUUAAGCUUUUGUAUUCAUAAAUUAUAUUACUGCUGUUUGGAAAGAUUAAGCUUUUGUAUUCAUAAAUUAUAUUACUGCUGUUUGGAAAGAUUAAGCUUUUGUAUUCAUAAAUUAUAUUACUGCUGUUUGGGAAGAUUAAGUUUUUCUCCUUUUCUGAGAUGUAUUGAUAUUCAAGAAAUUAUGUGUAUCUAUUUGUUACCUCAGAUUAUAAUGUUAUAUAUCAUAAGAAGGCUACUGUUACAUUUUUUUUAUACAACCAGUAUAUUAUAAAGCAGCCCUUUUAUACCAUUGUUAUUAAUCUAUACCUCUGCAUGACAAGUCCUCAGUGCUGUUUAUAUAUAUUUGAUAUUAACCAAAAUGUGCAUUAGACAUUUUUGAUGAAUACUUGAAGUAUUCAUUUUAUAACUUCUGCUUUUUAAGUAAUUAGGAAAUAUUGAAAGCAUUUUAUACAACUAGCCAUAUUUCUUUAAAGAGUGGCAUCAGAUUUAUUUUACAUAGUAUUGCCUUUCCAACAUUUUACUUGGUAUCAAAAUUAUCUACUGUAUCAUGGUUUAUUUAAAAGACACAUUCAAAAACAAAAAUAUUUUAAUGUUCACUUUCCAGGGAAAUUGGAUGGAAAAUAUUAGGUUUUUGAUAUGUUUUCUUUUUCUUCAAAGUCCAUAUAUAACUCUAUACCAUAUACUGGCAUAUAGUGUUUAUAUUAGUGUGUUUCUUUUAUUUAUUUGUUAAUCUCUCAGACUGCAAGAAUUUUCUAUGCAUUUUGUUUUGUUAUCAGAAUAAUAAAAAAAGAAAUCAA